UUCGGCUACGCUCGUUUGACUUGUCUCCAUGAAAAUGAAAUAUUCUCCUUAUCAAAGAUGAAACUCCUGUUUCCACUCCUUUUUGUUCAAAUCUUUCUUUUUCAUAAUCAUAUUAUUUCAUACGAAUAUUGUACGUAUUUUAAUGAUAAAACUCGUGUUAGUCCUGUUUCUUUUGAAUUUUAAUCUGUUUCAUAAUUUCGUCGACAGUCUUGUACUCUAGUUAGACAACUUGGUUUCCGAUCCGAACAUUACCAAAUGGCAAAUAUAAAGAAAAAACAGCUGUGAUGAUACUAGUCUUUCGAAUUCAAUUUGAAGAAAAUGUAAAACUUUAACAGAAGUGACGUUGUUGUACAAACAUUUGGAACUUGGAAGUUUUUCAAAAGAAGAUUGAUAUCACAUCAGUCAAAGUCAAAAUCGAAAAAAUCUUAUCAGAUUUCCAACUGCUCAAGUGCUCACAUAAGGCAUUUAACCCAAAGUAUAUUAUUGAGCAACAAAAAAUUGCAUUCUACAAAAAAUACAAUGAAGAAUACGUAAAAGACAAUAUAAUAUUCGAAUAUUACAAUUAAUUUUUAAUUAAAAUUAAAAAAUCUCAGCAGGAACAGGGAACUUGAAUCAUUACAAAGAAUAAAGUCAAACGAGCGUAACCGAAAGCACUCGACAGCACACGAUGCCGAAAAGUAUCCUUAGUCUCUAGUAAUUAGUCCAUCACUAUACCAUCACCAAUCACCGUGACCACGACCACAUCAUCAAACACCUUUCCCUUCGUCCCUCGUCCAUUCCCCACUUUUCAACCCAACUUUUACGCGGGAAUGUUCAAAGUUUUUUUUAUCAGCUGGUAGCUAGUAAUGGUCUUUUCUCUCAUUAUUAAGUUUAUAUGAGUACUUUUUGAAAUUUCAUGUUUUUUUGACAAUUCAAAACCUUAAAAUUUCGUAUUUAGAAGCUCAUUAUACCAAUAUUGUGUAAUUUUCACUUUAGCUUUUCGAAAUGAGAAAGUGAACCAGUCAUGUCGUUUGCUAUUGAUAAGAAUGCAGAACAUACAAAUUUUCUUCAUUUUUCGCAAAAAUUGAAAUUUCAAGAAGAUUCAACCGAUCACAUUACUUCUCUAGCUAGUAAAAGAUCUCAAGUGUUACUGAAUUACCAUUACUCAUUACAGAAUGACGAUCGAAAUGUUGCUUGUUUUUUGCUGGAUGAUGAUUUGUCCGAAUAUUCUGCGAAAGUUGACGAUAGGUCUUCACUGAAUAAUUAUGCUGCAUACGUGAAAGCUGUGAGCACAAGUGGUUCUGCUCGUCGUGCCUCGUCCGAUUGUAGUAAAUGGACUUGUUCUUUGAAUCCUCAGAAAUAUCGAAAUGUUAUCACGAAUGUACCGCAGUUUUGCACAAGUUAUGCUGAUGAACAGAAUUCAAAUAAAAUCUUUUCCAGUUUGAAGGAUAAAAUUAAAUCAACACCUCAAGAAAUUCCCAAAUGUGGUAGUAAGCCUGUAGUUCCUCAGUUUAUCAACAAAAGUAUCUCAUCGAAUCAACAGAGAGAAAAUUCGUUUAAGAAAACUGUUGAUGAAUCUAGUUCUAGUAACUCUCAUUUCUCAUCGAAGACUUCCAAAGUGAUUAUAAAUAAUGAAAGAAGUGAUCAGAGAAAUUCUGGAGAGUCAGGGUGUGGAUUUGUUACCGCAAAAAAAGAAUUGAAUUUACAAAAUAUGAAAAAAUAUGGAAGUUCGGCCGCUGACUCAAACCAAACAAAAGAAGCUUCAUUGAUCAAAAAAUCAUUAGGAGGACGUCCACGAACUGUGUACAGUAAAUUUGUUCCGCCAAUUAAAAGUGAAGAACCAACAAAAAAUUCCGAAGAUUUUUCAGAAUCGCCAACAUACGAGGAUGAACGGUUAAAGAAUUUAGAUCCUAAAAUGAUAGAACUGAUCAGAAAUGAAAUCAUGUAUAAUGGUAGUCCGAUCACUUGGGAUGAUAUUGCUGGUCUUCAAUUUGCUAAAAUAACGAUCCAAGAAAUUGUAGUGUGGCCUUUGCUCCGUCCUGAUAUUUUUACCGGAUUACGAAGACCUCCUAAAGGAAUACUACUAUUUGGUCCACCAGGAACUGGAAAAACAUUAAUCGGAAAAUGCAUUGCGUCACAAUCAAGCUCUACUUUCUUCAGUAUAAGUGCUUCAUCUUUAACUUCAAAAUGGAUCGGUGAAAGUGAAAAAUUAGUUAGAACAUUAUUUGCGGUGGCAAGAUGCCAUCAACCUGCGGUGAUAUUCAUUGAUGAAAUUGAUUCAUUACUAAGUCAAAGAAACGAAACAGAACACGAGUCUUCUAGAAGAAUUAAAACUGAAUUUCUUGUUCAAUUGGAUGGAGCAACAACUCACGAAGAAGACCGUAUUUUGGUAAUCGGUGCUACUAAUCGUCCUCAAGAAUUAGAUGAAGCUGCGCGAAGACGUCUCGUUAAACGUCUUUAUAUUCCUUUGCCAGAAUUUGAAGCUAGAUGCCAAAUUGUGAAUCGUUUAAUGAGCACAGAAAAGAACGAUCUGACAGAUGAGCAAAUCCACGAGAUCGCUAAUUUAACCGACGGAUAUUCUGGAGCAGAUAUGCAAAAUCUUUGUAAAGAAGCUUCACUUGGGCCAAUUAGAUCCAUCGAUUUCAAGCAAAUUAGUUCUAUCGAAUCACAUCAGGUACGUCCAGUCAAUUUAUCAGAUUUCAUUUCAGCUUUAAAAGUUGUCAGAUCUAGUGUUUCAACUGCUGAUCUUAAUCAGUAUUUAGAAUGGGAUAAAGUAUUCGGAUCACGUGGAAAUUGAGACGCAUUUAUACAUCUCAAUGUCUCGUUACUUACCUAAAAAGCAACAACCGAAUAAAAGAGAACAAGUGAUUUUUUUUUAUUACAAUAUAUACAAUAAUAAUUAUACAUACAAAUAAAACAUAUAAAAUGAUAUUCAUUUUUACAAGUACAUAUCUUUUUACAAUAUUUUUAAAUAAGAAUUCUAUGAGUUUUAUUUUCAAUUGCAAAACUAUUUUUUUUAAUGCUAUUCAAUUAUUAAAAAUUAAAAUUUAAUUUCAUUCCAUUGCAGUCGAUAUCGUUUUAGGUAUUGAGCACUCAGUAAAUUAAUGUAGGUCGGAAAAAAAUCGAUCCUUAAAACUCAAAAAUUUGCUUUCAACUUGAUGUUUGAUUAAAAAUAGUGACAUUUUUAUGAAUUUAUAUGGAAAAAAUUAUAAAAAUUUCACGAAACAUUAACCGUUGAGGUAGAAGGAACAAUUAUAAAAGAAUUAGAGCAAUUAUCAUUAAUAUAACACACAUUCUUCGAAUAAAUAGGAUAAUUAUUUAUGAGAUGUGGAUAUUCGUCGAUUUCUGCGUAAAUAUUAUCCGUACUGUUUCCAUUUUUAGACCUGAGUGCAUCCGCAGCGACGGAAUACGAAUCGUUUAUUUUGACUGUAACUUGUGUUUUGUAAAUUGGUUGAUCAGGCGAAACUU
Molecule: messenger RNA, 3447 nt
Organism: Planococcus citri (citrus mealybug)
Lineage: Eukaryota; Metazoa; Arthropoda; Insecta; Hemiptera; Pseudococcidae
Product: fidgetin-like protein 1
Exons: 13
Coding region: 1004-2776 (590 amino acids)
Molecular function (GO): microtubule severing ATPase activity; ATP binding; ATP hydrolysis activity
Source: RefSeq, a predicted model, not a curated record